Molecule: messenger RNA, 598 nt
Organism: Tribolium castaneum (red flour beetle)
Lineage: Eukaryota; Metazoa; Arthropoda; Insecta; Coleoptera; Tenebrionidae
Gene: REPTOR-BP
Product: REPTOR-binding partner
Exons: 4
Coding region: 122-472 (116 amino acids)
Biological process (GO): regulation of DNA-templated transcription
Cellular component (GO): nucleus
Molecular function (GO): DNA-binding transcription factor activity
Source: RefSeq, a predicted model, not a curated record
GUAAUAACAUUGCAUGACCUUGCAUAUGUUUGUAAACACACGGACACGUUGAUCUGUUUGUAUGAUAGUGCAGCGUUCUCUGUGAAUUUUCCCCAUUUGGAAGUGUUUUCCCGCAAGUGGAAUGGAUUUCCAGGAAAUGUCUGUGAUCGAGGAGCAAACCACGACGGAGGGCCCUCACAGGAAGGAGUCAGGAAAGCGGGGACGUAAACCGGGCCGAAAAUCGAGCGAUAAAGUUGACAUGAAAGCUAAAUUAGAACGUAGUCGACAAAGUGCUAGAGAAUGUAGAGCCAGGAAAAAGCUGCGGUACCAAUAUUUGGAGGAGCUUGUUGCCGAUAGAGAGAAGGCCGUUUUUGCGCUUAGAAAAGAGCUUGAGAAGUUUCAAGUAUGGGCGAAGGAAAUCGACGAGGGUAGAAUACCGGAAGAUAUUCAUACGAUUUUGGAGGAUGGGGGGGCCCUGAAGAAGGAGAAAUAAGUUUCAAUGUGAUAAUUUCAACUGUUGAUACGAUUUUUUUGUGACCAUAUGUUUUAAACACGCUAAAAUAGAACUAUAUUUUAUUGUUAUUUAUUUUACUACGAAAUACAAAAUUUUAUUAACCGA